ACAUGUUGCUGAAGCGUGUUCGUUUUUCAAGUCGAAUGCCCAGUUGCUGGGCUCGUCCUCACAUUCCAAUUGUAUCGAACGAAAACGAACCGAGCCGUGCAGGACAUGCUUUCGAGUGCGAAGAAGGUUGAAUACAUCCGCCAAGUUGGGCUCAUUCCACUGCAUCGCGACAUGUGCUGUGUGAUUGCUCACCAGAUAGACCAGAAACUGCACAUGAACUCAUGCCAAGAAGCGGAAGGUCAUCUGAUGGUCAACAAAUUCGUGCACGGGAGUUAUCUGUUGUUGGACUCCCCAUAUAUGCCACAAAACGAACUAUGGUAGAAGCUGUUGUGGAUGCUGUCGCCGGCAUUGCCCGAGGCGAAACACCCAACGCACUGUUCACAGCGUUAGCCGCUUUAGUAUCGGAUGGGCUUAAGGAAGGCAUUACGUCAUGGAAUAUGAUUCGCACCGUUACUGCACCU
Molecule: messenger RNA, 461 nt
Organism: Cylicostephanus goldi
Lineage: Eukaryota; Metazoa; Nematoda; Chromadorea; Rhabditida; Strongylidae
Source: the annotation of a GenBank genome assembly